This is a messenger RNA of Ostrea edulis (European flat oyster), 2426 nucleotides long. RefSeq lists its product as uncharacterized. Lineage: Eukaryota; Metazoa; Mollusca; Bivalvia; Ostreida; Ostreidae. The record is from RefSeq and is a predicted model, not a curated record. The transcript has 2 exons. The coding region runs from base 264 to 2174 and encodes 636 amino acids.
CACUUGUAUUGUCUGUUAUGAAUUCGCUCAAUCUUAUGUAGAUGUAAAUAAAUACCACUUGAUACAAAUAAACACGAAAAUCCCGGAAGAUUAUUAACAUGUUUUUUUUUUGGGGGGGAAAUUCAUACUAUAUGUGUACUAUUCCAAAUAGGGAGUAAUUUUCAUCCCUCUAUCGACUGAAGACAAUAACAACUCAUUGGUGAUUUUGAGUCGGACACGUCUUGGUAUCAAUUUUCAGGUGUUACACUAGCUACCUGCGUAGGAUGAUAAAUCGGCGGCGACCUAGAAGAUGCGCGCGGAAUUUGGUCCUGUUUGUGAUCACAGUAGCGGCCAUUGUGUAUUUCAAUAUCCAGUACAACUGGCCAGUGUUUCACGUGUUCCGAAAUAAAAAUGUCCUCGCUCCAUGCAUUUUACCAAAAUUUGACGUUUAUGAUCCACAGUUGGACCGAUUUUUCUGGAGCCAAGUUCCUCUCAAGUGCGAGACAUGGGAAAAUCUAGUCUUCAUCGACUCUAAUGGAAUGUUACGUAUUAAUCAGACCGCCAUAACGCGUAGUGGACAUGGUCAUGUGAGUUGCAAAUACGGAAAAAUACAACUGCACGGGGACCACAAAGUAAGCAUAGGGGAUUUAAAGGAAUUUAAAGAACCCGAGUAUAUUAAUACUGAUUUUAUUAAUGUGCAAUGUAUUAAUGAUGAUCAAGAACAAAUAUAUAAUAACCUUCACAUGCAUGUUGAUAUCAAAAGUAUAAAGAAACAGAGAGAAAUCGGAACGGAAAACAUGGACCAGUUAAGUGUCUACUUGUUUGGGAUUGACUCGAUGUCGAGACUCAUUACGGAAAGAAAAAUGGAUAAAACCAUGGAAUAUUUAAGAGAAGAACUCGGUGCCUAUGUUCUCAAAGGAUACACUAAAGUUGGUGAUAAUACAUAUCCUAAUCUACUUUCGCUAUUGACAGGACUGAAAGCCUACACCAAGGAAGUGCCCCCAGGACUAGAUAACGUCCCCUUCAUAUGGAAAAACUUCUCUCGUAAGGGUUACAUCGACUUACUGUCGGAAGAUCAUCCGGGUCUUGCGGCAUUUCAGGGAUUCCAGACCUCUCCCGCCACACAUUAUUUACGGCCAUACUUCAUGGCUAUGGAGAAAAUUGUUAGUCCUCGAAGUGCACUCAACAAUGCCUACAUGUUUGUUCAACACAGAAACUUCUUGCAAAAUAACAUCUCUCCGAUGUGUUUUGGGAACCAGCUUAAGCAUAAAUAUGUCAUGGAUUACACACUACGAUUUGUAGAAACGUAUGGAUCUCACUUAAAGUUUGCAUUUACUUGGAUUAACGAAAUUACUCACGACUUUAUCAAUAUAGUUGAACUGGCGGACGAAGACGUUUUGGAGCAUUUCAGAUGGCUGAAAGAAAGUAAGAGACUAGAAAAUGCUGUGCUGAUAUUUUUUAGUGAUCACGGUCCAAGGUACAGCGAAAUGCAGAAUACUGCAGUCGGCAGAAUAUCAAACCUUCUCCCACUCUUUGCAAUGGUGCUUCCAGAUCAUAUUAAAUCUCGUUUUCCUCAUAUUCACCGAAAUCUCAAGACAAAUAUUAAUAGAUUAUCAACACACUACGACGUCUUUGAAACACUGAAAGACAUUAUGAAUGCCGAUUUUACAGAGAAACCUUCCAUAGACACCCUUAACAUCCCAAGGGGUAUCAGUUUGUUGCGAGAAAUUCCCACUGAAAGGAGUUGUAAAAACGCAGACAUUUCUGAACAUUAUUGUCCGUGUUACUCAUCCAAGGGACUGUCUGCACAAGACGAAAGAGUUCGUACAGUUGCUCAGUUCGUUGUUGACCGUAUCAAUACAAUUCUACAAGAGAUCCCGGGAAGGUGCGCCAAACUUUCUCUGGGCACUAUAGAGCAGGCCUCUCUGGUGUAUGCUGAUAUGGAGCGAGACGCAGACGCUGAGAGCUAUUUCUCAUUUAGGAGUUAUUUAUGGAAAAUUGAGGAGAAAACUCGAAUUCUUGUCACCCUAAAAACAAGUCCUGGUGGAGCUAAGUUUGAAACUACAGUUGAAUAUCGUGCUAGAAAAAACAUAAAACUUUUAGGAGAUAUAAAUAGGACUAACAAGUAUGGCGAUCAAGCUAAAUGUAUCAAGUAUCAUGAGAAAUUUUAUAGAUUAUACUGCCUAUGUCUGUAGUCUUUAACAUAGUUAUUUGCAGUCUUAUAUUGCUGAAUUUUUUAACCAAUUUAAUUUGCAAAAACAAAUAAUGUACAUGUGUUAACACAAAACAGUUGAUAUGUUUAUGACAAUCUGGUAUCAUCGUAACGUCCUAAUUGCGGAAAAUGAAAGAAAUGUGUGUUUUUCAUGUUGUAGCCCUAAAAAUCAAAACAUCGUGUGUAUUGAAUUGUUCAGUUUUAUGAAACGUUAUAAAAGAAAUCUGUGCUGUAA